AUGAUGCUGAGCUUGGCUUCUGGAGGAUGGAGGUCUGACAGAACUCUGCUGUUGGACUCUGACGUGUCCUGCUUGGUUGCCAUGUCUGCAGUGCUGGUGCUGAGUGUUGCUGACAGCGGGAGCAGGGAGCUGCUGGCGUACUACCGGUUUCCUGUGGCUCACCUCAGGCCUUUCCAGCACUACCACCUGGAGCUGGUGCAGACACACCCGGCCGCUCCGUCAGGAGUGCGUCUCUACGUCAGCGUGGUGCUUCAGACUAGUGUCCUCCCUAGACAACCCUGCUUCUCCUUCACAGGCUUCGAGGUCUUGCUGGAGGCCAUGUCAAGCCCGCUGAAAAACCCUGCAGGGCCCUUGCUUGCUGUUGCCCGUGUUGUUGCUGAUUUCGACUCAUACAGAGACACCAUACUGCUCCGCACCCCGAGUGUAGCUGGCAUAGCUGUGACCUCGAUACCCUUCCCCGCGCCCCCCAGGUCUGCCUUCUGUGUGCCCCCCAUCAGUGCUCACGGACGCCCACAGGUAUCCCCGGCAGGCUGUCCGCAGGAGAGGCCCGAGUGGAGCCACAGCUUCCUGUUCCUGGGCCGAGACUGUGCCACUGUCUUCACCGGGGGAGCAGCACUGGUGAUGGAGCUCUACCCCACCACCACAGUAAUGAACUCUGUGACUUGGCACCUGCGCAGCCCUGUGGGUUUCUGUGUGGUCUUCCUGGACCAGAGCCUUUACAGGAAGCUGAUGUCAGAGUGGGGACAGAGGGGCGUUAGAGUACCACAGCUCCCCCUGCAGGGCAGCCACCUCCAGACCACUACAGGCUCCACCCCCUCUGUCAGCAUUGUCCUCCGUCUGAUUGGCUCAGAGGCAAACUUGGACCAGGAGCCAAACCCCCUCCAUCGCUCCCCAGACCACCUCACCCUGCCCCUAGUCAACGUGAGUCACCUCUUCCCUGUGGUCCAAUAG
Molecule: messenger RNA, 951 nt
Organism: Clupea harengus (Atlantic herring)
Lineage: Eukaryota; Metazoa; Chordata; Actinopteri; Clupeiformes; Clupeidae
Product: coiled-coil domain-containing protein 33-like
Exons: 10
Coding region: 1-951 (316 amino acids)
Cellular component (GO): peroxisome
Source: RefSeq, a predicted model, not a curated record